AAAAGUAAUUUAUGUGCUAGCUUAUUUAUAAACAUGUGCUUGGAUUACCUAAAAGUUAUGAGUCAUAUCGGUGCUUUACGUUACUUUAGAGUAAUUAAUUGCAGAGGUCAAUAUUAGUUCCUGGCAGUGUUAGCAUGCUAGCUAACUAGCAAAGCAAUGUAGUGGGACUUAAAAGUCAAUAUACUUUAGAUGAUAAAGCAUGGGGAACAGACAGGCUCUCGAGACAAAACAAUUACAAAAUAUAUUGCAAACCGGUUCUCGAGGUUUUAGGCAGACAGUUUUACUGAAUCUCAGAACUAACUUCGAGUCUGGAGUACCAAUAACAGGUGUGGAGUUCACUGGCAGUUUGUUCUGUAAAAAUCCCAGCACAGCUUCUAUUUUGAAGCACUUCCUACUUCCUCACUGUGAGGAAGUUUCUAAGGCAAUUUAGAAAACGUCUGUGGUAUCUUUUCUUUUCUCUAAUGUAAACAACUAACGUUGCUACGUGCUGCAUGAGUACUUUUUUUUUAUUCUUGCAAUGACURCAAUGUCCACUUGCUGUUUUUUUCCAUUAACUGCACUGAUGUAACAUGGAUUGAAAACCCCUGAUUAACACCGUUAUAUUGAUGCAGUUAUAGUAAAAGAAAACUACACUUUUAUUAUCUUUUUGUGUUUUAGAAUUGGGGUGGCAACAGAUCCUCACAGCACAACCUUGAAUAAAACAYCACGGUUUUAUGGUGUAAAUGCAUUUAAACAAGUGUUAAGAAUGCGACUGAAAGUUUCUUUUUGCAAGGGGCUUAAAUUCAUAACAGCUAAAAUUAUCAUUUUUGUUAUUGGGUCCCCAGGGGACCCAAUUACAAAAUAAUAAUCUCAAUAAUAAUUGCUUAUUAAUAAUCAAUAAUAAUCGCAAUAAUCUCCACGACAAUUUCUAGGCUCUAAAAUAAUAUAAAUCUAACACCAAGUGAACCACAACAGACCCGCAGAUUCCAUUCUGUUAUAGUGAAUGAAAAAGGGUAAAUGGGAAAACAAAUACAUGUCCGAAAAACACAGAUGCAAAAAUAUGGGUGUCCUUUUCUGAACACGGCUGUACUAUGUCUGAAACAUAUCAACAAUGUCACUGUAAGUCUUGCUACCCGUUCCCACAUGUUAUAUGUGGUUUCUUUUCUGGUUUCAGGGCUGUGAUAGGRCGCCCAGAGAGAAUGGAUGGAUUUUCUCUAACCUUUACAGAGGCAGUGUGCUUUGGUGCCAGCUUGAGCCUCUCUGGCGUCUUUUACUAUCUAUACAAAAGAAGUAGAUUAGUAGUUAAGAAAAUUGAAAAUGCUCCACACAUUAGUAUAGAUGGAAACCUCGAASACCUUUUGAAAGUUACUCCUGGAGCCUGCCUACAGUAUGCYGUGGUUGAAGGUACGGUAAAGCCAGUGGAUGAGCCUCUAACAAGCUGUUUCAACAAAGACAUCUCUGGUGUGUUGCAAAGAUUUACGAUUGUAGAGCACAGGCUGAUAUGGAGCAGCAUUUCCCGUACAUGGAGGGACUCAGAACGCAUCUUACACCAAAGAGUGAAUAUGGUGCCCUUUGUUUUGCUUGGAUUAGACGAGGCUGCAGUCAAAGUUCAGUCUCCUCUGMAAGCAACUGGAAGGUACACAGAGGUCAUUAAUGAGAAAUUUCACCAGCCCACUCUAGGUUUUGGAGAGCUUGUAGGAUUUUUUCUCAGUGGAGAAAAGUCUAAAGGAGUCCUGGAGAUUGAAGAAAUGCUUAAGGUGGGCACAACGCUUAUCGGCAUCGGCGAGUUGACCCUAGACACAGACGGCACCGUGAUUCUUCGGCCCCCCUCUGAUAAUUCUCCAUAUUUUUUGAGCUUGACAGACUUUGAAAACCUGCAAAAUGAAAUUCACAACAUAGCUGGUUUUUGGAAGGUGCUAGCUGUCAUCUCGGCCUUGGCCGGGACAGCAGUGCUCUUCUGGGCCGGCCUGCGAUUCUACCGCAUCCUUAAGGAUCGCUGGGAGCAGGAGGCAAUGAACAGGGAGUUUGUCCGUAUGCAAGCCGAAACCGCAAGACUGCAUCCUGAAAGAGCAAAUGCAGAAGGUUUUGAAGAGGGAGAUAACAAUCAAAUGGGGAAUGUCUGUGUGAUCUGUCUCAGUCAACCAAGGGACUGCAUCCUGUUGAACUGUGCACACGUGUGCUGCUGCUUCGCCUGCUUCCGGGCCCUCCCACAAAGAACGUGCCCCAUCUGCCGGCAGAACAUUGCCCGGGUUCUGCCGUUCUAUCUGCCGUAAGGCGCCUGAGUGAUCAUUUACCUUCGGUGCACUGAGGCUCUACAAUAAAUCUGAAAUAAAAAGACUUCGGGAACGGUUUUGCACUAAGCGAGGUACGAUGUUGAACUGUGAGAAGGGGGAAAAAAAAAGUGUAUAAUAUGUGCAUUUUCCUGUAAUACAGAGUUUUAUUUUUGGUAAAUGUGCCUUAUGAGAAAAAAAAACACAAGGAUGCUGCUGUAUCAGUGAUAGAACUGUAUUGUGUAUGUUUGCUCAAAAAGGUUUGGUUUUAGUCUCAUUAAAGAGAAAAAGGCUUUAGUGUUGUAGUUUUAGGUCAUGUACAGCUAAAAGAAKGUUUUACAUAUUUGUUACAUCAAAUUWAGUAAAGCAYCACUGUCAAGUAUUUGUAAGAUGGCAAAAUGCUGUCAUAAUUAACACUUGGGAAAGAUGUGACUAAUUUAUUAAACUUGUUAUAUCAAAGCGAAUAAAGUAUUUAAGCAAUCUGA
This is a messenger RNA of Poecilia reticulata (guppy), 2734 nucleotides long. NCBI's taxonomy places the organism in Eukaryota, Metazoa, Chordata, Actinopteri, Cyprinodontiformes, Poeciliidae. The record is from RefSeq and is a predicted model, not a curated record.